GGCACAGCAACUAAAAUUGUCUGUUACUUCACCAACUGGAGCCAGUACCGCCCCGGGAUUGCCCGCUACAUGCCUGAAAAUGUGGAUCCUUGCCUCUGUACACACAUCAUCUAUGCCUUCGCUGGCAUGGCCAACAACCAGAUCAAAACCAUUGAGUGGAAUGAUGAGGCCCUCUAUGCUGGCAUCAACAGCCUCAAGAACUACAACACAGAACUGAAAACCCUGCUGUCUGUUGGUGGCUGGAAUUUUGGAACUCAGGGAUUCUCUGACAUGGUUGCCUCCGCUGAGAACCGACAGACCUUUAUCCAAUCGGCCAUACAGUUUCUGAGAAAGUACAACUUCGAUGGGCUGGACAUUGACUGGGAAUAUCCUGGUAACCGUGGCAGCCCAGCUGACACUCAGCAGCUCUUCACUGUAUUGCUGAAGGAAAUGUAUGAGGCUUUUGAACAAGAGGCCUCUCAGAGCCACAAGCCCAGGUUGCUGAUUUCUGCUGCUGUGUCGGCUGGCAAAGGUACCAUUGAGACUGCCUACCAGAUCCCUGAGAUGUCUAAGUAUAUGGACCUCAUCAAUGUGAUGACUUAUGACCUAAGGGGCUCCUGGGAAGGCUUCACAGGAGAGGACAGUCCCCUGUUUGCAGGACCUAAUGACCAGGGAGGCUACAAAUACUUUAAUGUGGAAUAUGCAAUGAAUUACUGGAAGAACCAAGGUGCCCCUGCUGAGAAGCUGAUGGUGGGCUUUGGGGCUUAUGCCCGCACCUUCACUCUCACAAACCCUGCCAACCACGGCCUGAAUGCUCCCACCUCUGGACCUGGAACUGCCGGGCCUUAUACUAAAGAAGCUGGGACUCUUGCCUACUUUGAGGUCUGCUCCUUCCUGAAAGGAGCCACUGAGGUAUGGAACGCCCCCCAGGAAGUGCCCUAUGCCUACAAGGGAAACCAGUGGAUUGGGUAUGACAACCCCAAGAGCUUCACCCUCAAGGCCGAGUGGCUGCUGAAGAACAACUUUGGAGGCGCCAUGGUCUGGGCCAUUGACCUGGAUGACUUCACAGGCACUUUUUGUGGACAAGGCAAAUACCCUCUCAUGAAUGCCAUCAAAUCUGCCCUUGGUGUCUCCACUCCCAGUUGCAGAGUGCCCACCUCUACCCUGGGCACCAGUGUGGCCCCCAUCGUCACUGCGGCUCCCGGGGGUGGCAGCGCUGGCGGCAGUGGUUUCUGUGCUGGGAAGUCCAAUGGCCUCUAUCCAAGUCCUACCAGCAAGCGUGCCUUCUACAACUGUGUGGGUGGGCACACCUAUGAAGAGGCUUGUCAGUCUGGCCUAGUCUUUGAUACCAGCUGUUCUUGCUGCAACUGGGCUUAA
Messenger RNA from Chrysochloris asiatica (Cape golden mole), 1356 nucleotides. RefSeq names its product chitinase, acidic (gene CHIA). Gene Ontology annotation, cellular component: extracellular region. The coding region runs from base 70 to 1356 and encodes 428 amino acids. The transcript is spliced from 9 exons. Lineage: Eukaryota; Metazoa; Chordata; Mammalia; Afrosoricida; Chrysochloridae. The record is from RefSeq and is a predicted model, not a curated record. Gene Ontology annotation, molecular function: chitinase activity; chitin binding. Gene Ontology annotation, biological process: carbohydrate metabolic process; chitin catabolic process.